Molecule: messenger RNA, 7136 nt
Organism: Corvus hawaiiensis (hawaiian crow)
Lineage: Eukaryota; Metazoa; Chordata; Aves; Passeriformes; Corvidae
Gene: C2CD2L
Product: C2CD2 like
Exons: 15
Coding region: 40-2076 (678 amino acids)
Biological process (GO): positive regulation of insulin secretion involved in cellular response to glucose stimulus
Cellular component (GO): cytoplasmic side of apical plasma membrane
Molecular function (GO): phosphatidylinositol transfer activity; phosphatidylinositol binding
Source: RefSeq, a predicted model, not a curated record
CGUGCCCGCCGCGCCGCCCUGAGCCCCGCGCGCCGCGCCAUGGGGCCGGACCUGGGCUGGGCCGCGCUGGUGCUGCUCUUCGCCGCCUCGCUGCUCACCGUGGCGGCCUGGCUGCUGCAAUACUGGCGCUCCGCGGCCCUGCGAGCGCCACGGCGGCGCGGGGCGGCGGCGGAGGAGGCCGGGGCGCGGGCGCUGCUCGCGGCGCUUCUCGCCCUCAGGUCCCUACGGGAGCAGUGGCAGCGAGCUUGGGUGCGAGCUCUCAACAGCCAGGCGCGCCGGCACGGGAGUUCAGUGCAGAUCACAUUUGAAGAGGGUCCUCAGUUACCACAAGCUGCAAAUAUAAGUUGUGUGACAUGCAAGGGACAGUCGGACCACAGCAUGGUGCUGUGCUGCCAUCUGUCAGCUGAAGCUGUGAAAUUUCCUGUCUCUGUUACUCAGCAGUCCCCAGUUGCUGUUUCUGUGGACUCCUAUCAUGUCACUUUGGCUGUGCUGCAGGCUCAGGUGGAGAUCCACUUGGAGGAGAUACAGAAUGAGGGUCUCCUGGUGUCAUGGACAUUCAAGGACAGACCAAACUUGGACCUUUUGGUUCUUCCGCGACUUGAACUUCCUGAGGAUGAAGGGAGGGCGGAUCUGUCCACUAUAAAGGAUCUGAUCGAGGAUACCAUUGUCAGCACGAAGCCAGCCAUGACGGUGAAUUUGAUGGCCAUUACCGCUGGAGCCAGUGCAGUACCCAGCAAUAAGCUGACUCGAGAGUCCCCGUCCGGAGUAGCAGCAGCCCCUCUGGGUUCUAAGCUGUUGCUCCGGAAUCUUCGUGUGCUGAACUUGGGCUGCCAGGGGAAGGGAGGAGUUGGGGAGAUACGCUGUGUGGCAGAGCUAGACAGCCCCCCACAGCAGAAGUGGACGAGGCCGAUGCCAAGUGGCAGUGUGGGUGCUGCAGGAGAGAUGGAGUGGACUGACGAGUUCUUUCUGGAGUUGGGACCUAGAAGCAAAGAACUGAAACUACAGGUGCUGGGGAACAGCGACGGAGGGGGAAAUGUGCUGCUGGCAUAUGCCACACUUUUGAUUGAUUCUUCGGGCAAACAACCAUCUGGGAGACAGGUCUGCUCACUGGUCCCAGGAGCUGGACAGUCACUGACAGCUGAAGCUACCAUUACAUUGGAGCUGCUGUUCCAGGAGGCUCCUGCAUCUUUGAAUGCUCAUCACGGCGCAUCUCUGCGAACCAGCAUCACCCCCACUAAGAAGGUGGAGAUGGACCGGACCAUCAUGCCCGAUGGCACCAUCGUGACUACUGUCACCACAAUUCAGUCCCGGCCCAAGGCAGACUGCAAACUGGAUUCACCAUCGAGGUCGCCUUCCAAGGUGGAAGUGACUGAGAAGAAGACAACAGUGCUUUUGGAGACCAGCUGUCCUCAUGGCCACUUGCCCAGCGGUAGCCGGGAUAGCCAUAUGCCAAAUGGCUUGGAUCCAGUGGCCGAGACGGCAAUCAGGCAGCUAACUGAGACGAAUAACAAGACCAUCAAGAAGACGCCAACAAAACGUAGUACACUGAUCAUCUCAGGAGUGUCCAAGGUACCUAUUGCUCAAGAUGAAAUGGCACUUUCUCUGGGUUACGCUGCAUCCCUGGAGGCCACUGUGUAUGGGGACUCUGAGGCAGAGGGCACAGCUGAGCGGAUGCACGAUUCUACGGAAUUGUCACGGCCACUGGAAGCGUCGCCAUUGGGACAAAGGGACAGUCAGGAGCUGGACGAGACAACGCGAUCGGACAUCUCUGAAAGACCGUCGGUGGAAGAUGUUGAGUCCGAAACCGGUUCCACGGGAGCCCUUGAGACCAGGAGCUUGAAAGAUCACAAAGUUAGCUUUCUUCGGAGCGGUACCAAGCUCAUCUUCCGGAGAAGGAGCAAGCAGAAGGAAGCGGGCCUGAGCCAGUCACACGAUGACUUGUCCAAUGUCACUGCCAACUCCGCCACCAGAAAGAAAACUGGUAGCUUCUCUCACCGCCUCAUCAAACGCUUCUCCUUCAAGUCUAAAUCCAAACCCAAAGGUAGUGACGACACAUCAGCAGAGGCCGUAACCUGAGGCGCGCUGCAGGGCGAUGUGCUCCUGGGCUGUGAGCUGUCGGAAGACAGCUGUCGGAGUUGUGGUCCUCCAUCUGGCUCUGCCGUUGGAACAGUCUCUGGUUCAGACAGCACUGAGGAGCCCCUGUUUUCUGUGCUGUGUUGGGGAAGGAAGAAGUCUCUAAGAAGGAAGCUUUAACCGCUGCACAAGUUUUCGUAGAAGCCUGAGCCCUCUCAAGAACGCCUGGUCAGUGCUGUCAGUUCUGCCACCCUGUGCAGCCGCCUUGUGACACAGCACUCCUUCCACAUCUGUGUUCUUGAACAGGGAAGGGCCUGUACUGGAUGCACACACCAGCUAUUGCAUGAGCCGAUCCCUUACUCUUGGGGAUGUUGCCGAAGGGCUGCCAGGCUGUCUUCCGGACCUGCAGAGCGUCCAGUCUCGUGGUUCUCGUGCCAAGGACUGGCACCAUGCUGGGGAUGGAUGGCAAGGAAAAAGGCAAGGAAUGUGGUGAAAGGCAGUCUGAUGGGGAGCCUGAAGGCACGUGGCAGAAAGAGGCGAGAGUUUACGUGUUUUCACUGAUGAGUUUCCUCUAGUAGAAGGAAUCUUUCUGGUUUGCAUUUCCUUUUUUCCUGCAAACACGAUCCACCCCAUUCAAACAGAGGGCAUUUCUGCAGUGGGUAUUUGCAGAGGGAGAGGCGUGCAGGGGAAAAUAGAAUCCUUGUGCGGGAGGAGGCAGUUCUUCUAGAGGAACAGUUGUCUGGUCUCCUGGCCCAUGCACAUUUUGUCUAUAAUAUCCCCAGAAGUUCCCUUCAGAUAGCACAUAACAAUGCUCUUUGGAGAAAUACUCAUGCUGUCAAUGUGCCUGGUUUGAGAGGAAACUCCUGCUCUCCUGUGGGCUGUCGAGUUAAGGAGGUGGGACAGAGGGGAGGAAAAACCUCACAGAAGAGCUGUUUCCCAGGCCUGACUGGAUUCUCUAGCUCUGCUCUUCCAUUAGAGUACCUCCUGUGGUGGUGUCUGUUGCCCUUCCUUAUGCAGGAUGCUACCAGGUGAAAAAGCAGUUCUCUUGGUGGCGCGCGUAAAGCGCGUUUCUCAGAAGGACAAACCUUGGCUUGCCGAUUCUGCUGCCGUGUGCUGUUUCCAAAGACCGGAAUGCGUUCGGUGUGCUGCUGCAAAAGGAUUUACAGGCAGCUGUUUCUUGCAUGUUUGUGCAGGUAGGGAAGGCCAGAGUUACAAGGGCUGUCACUGAAAGUACCAGUGUGUGCUAGCAGGAGGGACUCUCUGCUGUUUUUCCUGCCGACUCCUCACAUGAUUGGGCAUGUAUGAAUCCGAAGAAUCAUAUUGGUCCAGCUGGCUGACCAGGAACUUCUACAUCUGUUUUGGUCUGGGAGUCUUUGUCGUCCCCAAGCUCUGUCAUGUCCUUUAUCUUUUGUUUCGUUCCUUGUCCACAUGGCACUGUGGCUUUGUUUGCACUUCCAUGUGCCGUGGAUGUCAGAGAGCUCACUGUUUCUCGCUGAGGAUCAUUUUCCUUGAUGUGAGUGACUGUGGUUUGUGCUUACAGUGCUGUUGGAGCUUGAGCAGAUCCCAUCUGUGGCUUGCCUGUAGCAAUUCAGCCACCAGUUUGACAUAGCCUUCUUUUGCUGGGUUGGUGCGGCGCUGUCACGUGCGGUGCUGUCCUUCUCAGGCACACCCUUGUUCCCAAAGUCUCGGAGUUUGGUUUCAGUUUGGCGUUCUCCCUUGCACCAUCCCCUCUAUGACUUGCAGCUACGAUGGUACUUUGUGUUCCAUUUUUGGAUUUUAUUUAUUUGUUUUAACACCAUUUCAAGGUAUUAAACCUUGAAAGUUUGAACCCAGACAGCACCACUUCUCUAGUGGGAUGCUGUGAAGCCUUGCAUUAGAAAUGCUGGCGGAAGAGCCCACGGCUCUUCAGUUGUGGGUCAGUCGAGGACCUGCUGCGAGUCCCGUUUUUUGAUAGUUCUGUGUUCUUUUCUUUAAACUGUAAGAGCGUCUUGAGCUGUCUUGGUGCAGAGUGGCUGGAGGUGAACACCGAGGGUCACCACUGUUCUUGGGAAUCGGGGAUCUGAGGCUCAUGUACACAAGGAGGGCUGUGAGGGCUAGCCAGUGUUGUCCUUGUCACUGUAGACCGGAGGCAGGAAAGGCAAGGUUUGUGUCUGACAAACACGUACUUAGGUUCUUGACCCAGCAUAUUUUGGUCUGGCUUGGAUGAGGAGGUAAUAGGAAAGGGAGUAAAAACGGAAGCUCGAGUUCCUCACCGGCCGUGGGGUCCCUUUCUAGCCAUGUUAAAUGGGCAGUUCCUGUCAUAUGUCUGUGGCUUUCCUGUUUUGUUCUGUGUUUGUUGGCUUCAGGCUACGCCUGCCAAUGACUUGCAGCGGAGGUACCGUUUUUGGUUUUGAACUUGAUGCAGCAGAAGACGCCUGCACUGUGCUCGGCAGAAUGAAUGGCACGCAGGAAGCAUGCCAGUAGGGGCAUACCUUCCCUCGAAUUUUUAGCAGUGUUUUUUACCACAGGCAGUAAAUUGUGCUGCAAAUCUGUAUCUGGUUAGACAGCUUGCAAAGGGAAUGGAUGUUGUCUAGUGCUGGCAGAACGCAUCCUCAGACAUUAAGUCCUACAUCUGCUUGUGUUUCCUAGAGGAGAUGUAUUUUCUGACAUUUUGUUGCUUCUCAGAGUUGUACAGCAUAAGACCGAUAUUGUAACCUUUUAUCUUCUUCUGAAUGUUCUCCUUAAGUGCAGAUGGUUUUUCAGGGUGUUUGGCUGAAGUGCUGUUUGAGGAGCAGAGGGAUAGCAGGCCAUGGCUCUGCUGUGUGCGUUGGAAAUUUUCUGGUACCGAUACAUUCCUUAUUAACCGUGUUGAUCCUUCCUCCUUAUCUGACAAGGCUUUCUUUCUGGCCCGCAGAGAUGUUUUCAUCCCCCAAGCAGUAGGUGCCCGUUUUGUUAGUCCUGACUGUGAGCACAGAUGAAUCUCCUGGUUUCUUAAAGGCACGAAUGGUAAUGAAUCUGCUUUGCGGUGGAGGUGUGAUUAUUGGUGUGAGAAACAGUUCUUCUAUCCUAAUCUUCUCAGAUGGAAAGGGAAGGUCACAUAGGGUUUCGUUCUCCAGAAGCUGCAAAGACCAAGUCCCUGGGAAUUUCCCCCCAUAGAAUUGCUGCUUUGAGAAACCUCUUUUGUAUUUAAUCCCCGCUUAUGUUUCUGGCUUUAGGUCAGAAGAAAUGCUAUCUGAAAUCUACUUUCCCUCUUUAACUUCUUCCAGCUGCCUGUGCCCUCACCUUGGUGCUGCUGUGGGCUCUGUGGCAUUUCAUAAUGCCUGGGACCACAGAGCAACCCCAUGAACGGCACAUGCCACCAUCAAACUUUUUAAGCUCAAAUGAUCUGCAGUUGGCAGAUUGUUGUCUCAGGGUAGGCUCGCUAUUUGCACCUUGUGAAAUUGGUCCUUGACCAAAUAUAUGGUGAAAGAGGAACAGCAGAGCGGCGGGCUUGAAUGCACGGAGGCUUCUGAAGGAGUUCAGCCUGCAUAUGAGGGCCUGCGUUCCAAAUGCUGUGUUUUGCUACUGGCUGCACAAGCAGGAACAGUGACUUGUAAAUGAAGCCAAAGCAGGCAUUUUGUUGGGAUUGUUUUUAGUUUUUUGGGGUUUUUUUUGGGGUUUUAUUUUUGUUGUUGUUGUUUGCUUGGAGGGUUUUUUGGUUUGUUGGGUUUUUUUUGCUUGUUUGUGGGUUUUGUGGGGUUUUUUUUUUUUGUUGGUUUGGUUGGUUUGGUUUGUUUGUUUGUUUUUUAUUUUGGCCGAACAGGUUUACUAGAAUUUACCUGUGGCUGUGUAUUUUUGCUUCUCUGAAGAAAAUAGAUUUAUGGUAGCUGUAAGCUGUAAGUAUGCUUAUAAGUAUAUUUCUGUCUGGAUACAUCUUCUCCCUAUGCUUAGGAAAGGCUUUUUAAGAGUCUCGUCAUCAAAAAAAGCCCUUGACGUUGGCCCAUGAGAGAUAUCCUCUUGAGUCAGUGGAAAACGGACACAGGAAAAAACGAAGGGAGCCGCAAAACCUCAGUGUUCUGAGGGUGCCACAGGAUUUCACGUGAUGGAUGUCUGAGGCCAGAGGGAUUGGGUGCAUAGAUGUGUAUUUGCACACACUUAUAAUUAGAGCAUGCUCUGCAAAUGCCUGUACCGGUAACGGUGCAGAGUUACUGAGGGUGACGGUGCCAAUGGGGGCACAGGAGAGCGGCCCUACCCUACCAGCUUCUGUGGCGUUACAUCCAUUCCUUGCGCAGACCUCUGCCGGGGCAGACCUGAGCAAGCAAAUCCAACUCCUGCCCCUGCAAGCACCCUCAUGCUGCCAGUGCAGUUGAGGGUGGGGUUUUUAGGCAGCGUGACCGAAAUGGGGAAGAGCGAGGGCAGGCUAUUUGGGUGGAGAGCAAGUUCAGUGGAGGGGAAUGUAACGGAAACUUCUUCAAACUGAUAGAAGAGCACCACGGGCAUGUGCCGUUUCUAGACUAGAACUGGGUGCAUGGCAAGCGGUGUUGUUACGUUCUUUGGCUCUAGCGAUGCGAUAGCUUCUCUUGGGUCAUUGUUUGCUAAACCUACAGAGAAGUCAUUUCUGGGUAGCUGUGGAGAUGCUUGUGUGGAGGGUUGUCCUUUGUGGUCUUUUUGCAUUGUUCUCUCCAUCCCGCCUUCCCUACUGCAAGGUCACGGCGAGUCUCAGGGUAGGGUAACAGUCCCGGUGGUGGCCAAACUUCUGGCAAAGGUGUGCUCGUUAUAUCGCAGCUCCUUCUAUAAGGCACGAGCGGUCCACAUCACCUUUUCCUUGCUCGUAAGGUACUGGACCAAAUGCCUACAUGGAAUUUGAAUUAGCCCCCCUCCUUGUGUGUGCUCUUUUGUACUUUGAUGCUUUCUGUCUGGGUGGAUUAAAAAUUUUGACCCCAGCUUGUUCAGGUGGGAAAGAAUUGGAACUGUGUAGCUAAUAAUGAAAAUUAAACUACUUACGACUAAAUGAAGUUCUUGCACCUUUGUAAAUCUUGAAGAAGAGUUCUAUUGCUGUGUAAUGGCUGAAUCUGUUAACUUAUUAAACCACAUGAACAUCAAAA